This is a messenger RNA of Naegleria gruberi, 1071 nucleotides long. RefSeq lists its product as uncharacterized. Bases 1 to 1071 code for a protein of 356 amino acids. The record is from RefSeq and is a predicted model, not a curated record. Lineage: Eukaryota; Heterolobosea; Eutetramitea; Acrasida; Naegleriidae. The transcript has a single exon.
AUGUCAGUUAAUGAAACCUCGAAUCUUCUUGAGAAUCAUCAACCUGCCCAACCUGCCUCUUCGAAUCCUUCUCAAUAUUAUUCGAAACUAAACAUUUCGAAUCAACAAAUAGAAGCACUGAACCAACACGAAUCUGAUCAAAGUAAACAAGAUGAGGAGAAUAAAAUCCUGACUACUCUCGAUGAGUUUCAUUCUCAACCAGAAGAAACUGUUGGAAAGGUUUCGAAUUUUUUCCAACCAGAAAGAAUUGAAGAAGACAAUAGAGAAUUGGAAGAAAUUCAAAUCGAUUACACUGAUGAACGAGAAGAUUUCGUCAAUGACUUUCAAUAUCUCGAUCGUAAGAAGGAACCAAUUCUUUCAGAUAACUUUCCAAAAUAUCAAUCUAUUGGAAACUCGAAUGAUUUGACGAAACCCUUUCUUCCAAAACAAGAUUCCAAUGAAAGCACUGGUGCCUUCUCUUCCUCAAACCUAAAACCUCAAACAUCUCACUCAAUUCACGAUCAUCACGUUUACAAACCUUUGAAAAAUGUAAAUCCAGAAGAAAUUGAAAUUGAAUUAGAAACCAUGCCUCAAGGAUUUCCCUAUCACAACAUUAAAACUCUGACCUCACUUAAGGAAAUGUACGAAACCAGAAGAAACAGCAUGCCAUCCAUUACAACACAAAAGAGUGUUGGAAAUCAAACUCCGCAACUCUAUUCGAUGGAUAGUUUGAUUUCUCCUCAAUUUGAAGAUCAUCGAUUGGAUUCACUAUUGCUCGUUCCACAGGAGGAUUACAAUGAUGGAAAGCAAUCUAAACUUUCCAAAUUGCUUUUCAAGAAGAGUAAUCGUGCCAAAUUGUUCUAUUGUUUGAGUAUGAUUUGUGCAAUUAUGUUUUGGUUUGUUCCUUGCUUGUCGGUUUUACCAUUGGUGAUGGUUUUUGCCAAUUUCAAGAAUUCACACAAUCAAAAACAUCGAAAAUUCUCAAAAUAUGCCAAAAAGUCUCUUUAUUUUAUUAUCAUGUAUGAUUUGGUUAUGUUUGCAACAUUGUUUAUUUGUAUUGUCGUUGCAUUGAUUGUUAAAUUUAAGAAGUGA